GUUCCGACAGCAAUUCCUAUGGUGCUCCCCGAUUUGAGGAGCAGCGACCAGUUCUGGCUUGCGCGUAGGGAAUUUUUGGAUGCUUCAGGCUAUCGUCUUCGGCCUAAGUUUUAUCCUGACUAUGUGCCAAGUCCCAAUAACUCGUAUCAUUUCGAAAGAGCAACACAUGCGUCUUCACCACACGAAAAAUCAUUGUAUCCCUAUUUUUGACGUUCUUCAAGACCCUUAUGACGAUGACAAGCAAAUCAUUGUAAUGCCUCAGCUUAUAGACGUCGAGGAGCCAAUAUUUCAAACUGUGGGUGAAGUCAUUGAUUUCUUUCGGCAAGUCUUCGAGGGAAUUCAAUUCAUGCACGAAAACUUUGUCGCUCAUCGAGACUGUUGGGGACCGAAUAUAGCUCAGGAUCCCACUCUACUCUUCCCAUUCGGCGUUCACCCAGUAUAUACCUUUCGGGACCCCACCAAUCGGCACUCUGCAUAUUACAUUACGCGUACUGAAUGCUGGCCGCGUUAUUUUCUUCUCGACUUCGGUUUAUCGAGGCGCUACGAUCCCUCUCAUGGGCCGCCAUUUGAACCCGUGAUCCGUGGCGGCGACCAAUCACCUCCAGAACACCGGAAGCUUCCCUUGUUCUGCAAUCCAUUCCCCACCGAUAUCUACUUCCUUGGCAAUGUGCUAAAAGAGAACUUCCUAUUCUCCAGGUGGGUCAAUGGUAAACGGGUACGGAUGUCCUCACUUCGCUUCCUCGAACCUCUGACAAUCGAGAUGACCCAACAAGACCCUGCCUUGCGACCAACAAUUGGCGAGGUCAUCGAGCGAUUUGAUAAACUGUGUACCCCUCUGACCGAAUGGCAUUUACGACGGCCAGGUCAAAAGACGAUACGGCGCAUCCCGCCGAUUCCGCCUUAUCAUCCCCGAACAGACACGACCCCUCUUAGCCCGUCUUUGCGAGAGUUUUAUACUCAGAUCCCAGCCUCAUCGGUGGUGCAGCAGGAGAAGAUUGAGGCUGGGCCUGGACUCAAGGCUGAUUUUACUGGCAGUGAAUCAAAGUCAAUAGCUGUGGAAUCGGACGGUUGA
Mycena indigotica is the source of this 1072-nucleotide messenger RNA. RefSeq names its product Protein kinase domain-containing protein. NCBI's taxonomy places the organism in Eukaryota, Fungi, Basidiomycota, Agaricomycetes, Agaricales, Mycenaceae. Gene Ontology annotation, biological process: protein phosphorylation. The record is from RefSeq and is a predicted model, not a curated record. Gene Ontology annotation, molecular function: protein kinase activity; ATP binding. The transcript is spliced from 7 exons. Bases 80 to 1072 code for a protein of 330 amino acids.